This is a messenger RNA of Hermetia illucens (black soldier fly), 811 nucleotides long. RefSeq names its product 60S ribosomal protein L10a-2 (gene RpL10Ab). Lineage: Eukaryota; Metazoa; Arthropoda; Insecta; Diptera; Stratiomyidae. Bases 110 to 763 code for a protein of 217 amino acids. Gene Ontology annotation, biological process: translation. The transcript is spliced from 3 exons. Gene Ontology annotation, cellular component: large ribosomal subunit. The record is from RefSeq and is a predicted model, not a curated record. Gene Ontology annotation, molecular function: RNA binding; structural constituent of ribosome.
CUCAAAUUCUGUCUAGUUAAAUUCACCACAGUUUGACGUUCCUCGGCCGUCGACUUGACACAAACCUUCUUUCCAAGUCAAUACGUGAAACAGUGCGCAUCGUUUGAAGAUGGCGUCAAAAGUAUCCCGUGAUACGCUCUAUGAGUCAGUUAACGCUGUUCUCGCCGCCUCCAAGGCGAAGAAACGAGGUUUCCUUGAAACUGUCGAGCUCCAAAUUGGAUUGAAGAACUACGAUCCACAAAAGGACAAGCGUUUCAGCGGUACCGUCAAAUUGAAGAACAUUCCCCGACCAAAGAUGAAGGUGUGCGUUUUGGGUGAUCAACAACAUUGUGACGAAGCCAAGGCCAACAACGUGCCGUGCAUGGAUGCCGAAGCCUUGAAGAAGCUGAACAAGAACAAGAAAUUGGUCAAGAAGCUCGCCAAGUCAUACGACGCUUUCCUCGCGUCCGAGUCACUGAUCAAACAAAUCCCCAGGUUGUUGGGUCCCGGCUUGAACAAGGCCGGUAAGUUCCCUGGUCUUUUGUCGCACACCGAAUCAAUGAUGGGAAAGAUCGACGAAGUCAAGGCCACCAUCAAGUUCCAGAUGAAGAAAGUAUUGUGCCUGUCAGUUGCCGUUGGUCACGUUAACAUGACUGAGGACGAGUUGGUGCAAAACAUCCAUUUGUCAAUCAACUUCUUGGUGUCGCUGCUGAAGAAGCAUUGGCAGAACGUCCGCUCACUGCACAUCAAAUCCAGCAUGGGACCCCCACAACGAUUGUAUUAAGUUGUUUUUAUCACAAGGAGAUGCUGAAUAAAUUUAUUUGGCAUGAAA